This is a messenger RNA of Galeopterus variegatus (Sunda flying lemur), 1008 nucleotides long. RefSeq names its product ras-like protein family member 12. The coding region runs from base 42 to 308 and encodes 88 amino acids. NCBI's taxonomy places the organism in Eukaryota, Metazoa, Chordata, Mammalia, Dermoptera, Cynocephalidae. The record is from RefSeq and is a predicted model, not a curated record. The transcript has 3 exons. Gene Ontology annotation, molecular function: GTPase activity; GTP binding.
AGCGGCCGAAGAAGACUCGUGUCGCUCUCCGCAGCGUCGCCAUGUCCUCGGUGUUCGGAAAACCCCGCGCGGGCAGCGGGCCGCAGAGCGCGCCGCUCGAAGUCAACCUGGCCAUCCUAGGGCGCCGCGGGGUCGGCAAGUCCGCCCUGACUGUGAAGUUUCUGACCAAGAGGUUUAUCAGCGAAUAUGAUCCCAACUUGGAGGACACCUACAGCUCUGAGGAGACUGUGGACCACCAGCCUGUCCACCUGAGGGUCAUGGACACGGCGGACCCGGUAAUAUUACCCCCAUUACCCAUGGAGAGCUGAGAGUCAGUGUAGCCUCCCGAGAAGACCUGGCCCAGAGUACAGAGCCUCAGAUGGAAAUUUGGAUCCAUUCUAAGCUCCAGUUUGCUGUGUGACCCUGAACGAGGCACUGACCUCUCUGGGCCUGGAUCUUUCAUUUGCCAAAUGAGAAGGAUGGGAUGGGUCCUAGGGAGACCUGGUGAUUGCUGACAUCAGCUCCGAGAACCUAUGUUGUGGCACUUGCUCAUGCACACAUGGAGACAGGUGCAAACCUGUUCACAGAUGCCCCCGGUGGGAGCUCCUCAGCCCAAGUUCCCUUCCCCCAACACACACAUCUCCCCCGUGUCCUCACCACCCUGCCAAGGCCAGAUGCCAGUUAUUCUCAUGAGCCAAAGGGGCAGCAUGAACCUGACCCAAAACCAGCAGUGCCCAGGGACAGCGGGGUCUCUGGAGGGGCCAUGCUAGCGUCUUUGGCUCUGUGCCUAUGGGACCAAGGUCUCCAAGUCUCUGGCUGGGUGGUGGGAGGGAAGUUUAUGAGACAAUGUCUCCUUUCACGCCAAGCCAAAUCCACAGUCAAGUGCCCCUUUGAAAAGGGCUCUGCUGGGGAACAAUAUACAAAGACCCAGGGAGUGGGGAGGUGGGACGGGGCAGCUCAGGUGAAGGCCUUUCUGCUGAACCUCUUCUGUCCCUGAGUGGGCCUUCCCUCCUCCUCCCCAGGACAUCC